CCUUCAAUCUCAAAAGGAGGAUGUCGGAAUCUGAAGGCGGGAAAGACAACACUCCAGACCCCAGUCCAGCCAAUGGAGAAUGCCCUGGUCCUGAAUGGGGGCUGUCCGCUGGAGCUCCAGCAGUGGGGGAUGACAUUAGUGGAUCAUCGGCUCUGGGGACCCCUAGACGAAAGACCCAGCACAGCAAGCACAAGACAGUGGCAGUGGCCAGUGCUCAGCGGUCACCCCGGGCACUCUUCUGCCUCACCCUAGCCAAUCCCCUGCGGAGAUCCUGCAUCAGCAUUGUAGAAUGGAAGCCCUUUGACAUCCUCAUCCUGCUCACCAUCUUUGCCAAUUGCGUGGCUCUGGGGGUCUACAUCCCCUUCCCUGAAGAUGACUCCAACACCGCUAAUCACAACCUGGAGCAAGUGGAGUACGUCUUUCUGGUGAUUUUCACUGUGGAGACCGUACUCAAGAUUGUGGCCUAUGGGCUGGUGCUCCACCCCAGCGCCUAUAUCCGCAAUGGCUGGAACCUUCUCGAUUUCAUCAUCGUUGUGGUCGGGCUGUUCAGCGUGCUUCUGGAGCAGGGCCCUGGACGGCCGGGUGAUGCCCCGCAUACUGGGGGGAAGCCAGGGGGCUUUGAUGUGAAGGCGUUGCGGGCGUUCCGUGUGCUGCGGCCACUGAGGCUGGUGUCUGGGGUCCCAAGCCUGCACAUUGUGCUAAAUUCCAUCAUGAAGGCACUCGUGCCGCUGCUGCACAUCGCCCUGCUUGUUCUCUUCGUCAUCAUCAUUUAUGCCAUCAUUGGCCUUGAGCUGUUCCUCGGACGCAUGCACAAGACGUGCUACUUUCUCGGAUCAGAUGUGGAAGCAGAGGAGGACCCAUCGCCCUGUGCAUCUUCUGGCUCUGGACGGGCAUGCACACUGAACCAGACCGAGUGCCGAGGACGUUGGCCAGGGCCCAAUGGUGGCAUCACCAACUUCGACAACUUCUUCUUUGCCAUGCUCACAGUCUUCCAGUGCAUCACCAUGGAAGGCUGGACCGACGUGCUUUACUGGAUGCAGGAUGCCAUGGGGUAUGAGUUGCCCUGGGUGUACUUCGUAAGCCUGGUCAUCUUUGGGUCCUUCUUCGUCCUCAACCUUGUACUUGGUGUUCUGAGUGGGGAAUUCUCCAAGGAGAGGGAGAAAGCUAAAGCCCGGGGAGACUUCCAGAAACUUCGAGAGAAGCAACAGAUGGAGGAGGAUCUACGGGGCUACCUGGACUGGAUCACACAGGCAGAGGAGCUGGACCUCGAGGACCCCUUGGCAGAUGGCAACUCUGGCUUUGUGGCUGAAGAGGGCCGGACCGGCCACCGGCCACAGCUGGCCGAGCUGACCAGUAGGAGGCGUGGACAUCUUCGCUGGUUCAGUCACUCUACUCGCUCCACGCACUCUACCAGCAGCCAUGCCAGUCUUCCAGCCAGUGACACAGGCUCCAUGGCAGAGACCACGGGUGACGAAGAUGAAGAGGAAGGGCCUCUGGCUGGCUGUACACGCUGCCUAAACAAGAUCAUGAAAACCAGGGUCUGCCGCCGCCUCCGUAGAGUCAACAGGAGCCUCCGAGCACGUUGCAGGCGGGCUGUGAAGUCCAAUGCCUGUUACUGGGCCGUGCUGCUGCUUGUCUUUCUCAACACGCUGACCAUUGCCUCGGAGCACCACGGACAGCCAGUAUGGCUCACCCAGACCCAGGAGUAUGCCAACAAAGUGCUGCUGUGUCUGUUCACGGUGGAGAUGCUUCUCAAGUUGUAUGGUCUGGGCCCCUCUGUCUACGUCUCCUCCUUCUUCAAUCGCUUUGACUGCUUCGUGGUGUGUGGGGGUAUCCUGGAGACCACCUUGGUGGAGGUGGGCGCCAUGCAGUCCCUGGGUAUCUCAGUGCUGCGAUGCGUGCGCCUCCUCAGAAUCUUUAAGGUCACCAGACACUGGGCAUCUCUGAGCAACCUGGUGGCAUCACUGCUCAAUUCAAUGAAAUCCAUCGCGUCCUUGCUGCUCCUCCUCUUCCUCUUCAUCAUCAUCUUCUCUCUGCUCGGCAUGCAGCUGUUUGGGGGCAAGUUCAACUUUGACCAGACUCAAACUAAGCGAAGCACGUUUGACACCUUCCCCCAGGCCCUACUCACGGUCUUUCAGAUCCUAACAGGUGAGGAUUGGAAUGUAGUCAUGUAUGAUGGCAUCAUGGCCUAUGGUGGCCCCUUCUUCCCAGGGAUGCUAGUGUGUGUCUAUUUCAUCAUUCUCUUCAUCUGUGGCAACUACAUCCUGUUGAACGUGUUUCUUGCCAUUGCUGUGGACAACCUGGCCAGUGGAGAUGCAGGAACUGCCAAAGACAAGGGCAGAGAGAAGAAUAGCAAGGGCAAUCCCCCACAGGAAAAUGGAGUGUUGGUGCCUGAUGGUGAGAAGGACGAUGAGGAGGGUGUAAAGACUGAACGAACAGGCAUGGAAGAGGAGGAAGAAGAAGAGGAAGAGGAAGAGGAGGAAGGGGGUGUGGGGCAUGUGGAACUCCUGCAGGAAGUUGUGCCCAAGGAGAAAGUGGUACCCAUCCCAGAGGGCAGUGCCUUCUUCUGCCUCAGCCAGACCAACCCGCUAAGGAAGGCCUGCCACACCCUCAUCCACCAUCACAUCUUCACCAACCUCAUCCUGGUGUUCAUCAUCCUCAGCAGUGUGUCCCUGGCCGCCGAGGAUCCCAUCCGAGCCCACUCCUUCCGCAAUCACAUUCUGGGAUAUUUUGAUUAUGCCUUCACUUCCAUUUUCACCGUGGAGAUUCUACUAAAGAUGACAGUGUUUGGGGCAUUCCUACACCGGGGCUCCUUCUGCCGUAGCUGGUUCAAUCUGUUGGAUCUACUGGUGGUCAGUGUGUCCCUCAUCUCCUUCGGUAUCCACUCCAGCGCCAUCUCUGUGGUGAAGAUUCUCCGAGUACUGCGUGUACUGCGGCCCCUCCGGGCCAUCAACAGGGCUAAAGGACUGAAGCACGUUGUGCAGUGCGUGUUUGUGGCCAUCCGGACCAUCGGGAACAUCAUGAUUGUCACUACACUCUUGCAAUUCAUGUUCGCCUGCAUCGGUGUGCAGCUCUUCAAGGGGAAAUUCUACAGCUGCACUGAUGAGGCCAAACACACCCCAAAGGAAUGCAAAGGAUCCUUCUUGAUCUACCCUGAUGGAGAUGUGUCACGACCCCUGGUUCGGGAGCGGCUCUGGAUUAACAGUGACUUCAACUUUGACAAUGUCCUUUCAGCCAUGAUGGCCCUGUUCACUGUCUCCACCUUCGAAGGCUGGCCUGCGCUGCUAUACAAGGCCAUUGAUGCACACGCAGAAGAUGAGGGUCCCAUCUAUAAUUACCAUGUGGAGAUCUCUGUGUUUUUCAUUGUCUACAUCAUCAUCAUUGCAUUCUUCAUGAUGAAUAUCUUCGUGGGCUUUGUUAUCAUCACCUUCCGAGCCCAGGGCGAGCAGGAAUACCAAAACUGUGAGCUGGACAAGAACCAGCGCCAGUGUGUAGAGUACGCCCUCAAGGCCCAACCACUCCGCCGCUACAUUCCCAAGAACCCGCAUCAGUAUCGUGUGUGGGCCACUGUCAACUCUGCUGCCUUCGAGUACCUCAUGUUUCUGCUCAUCCUGCUCAACACGGUUGCCCUAGCCAUGCAGCACUAUGAACAGACUGCUCCCUUUAACUACGCCAUGGACAUCCUCAACAUGGUCUUCACUGGUCUCUUCACUAUUGAGAUGGUGCUCAAAAUCAUUGCCUUCAAACCCAAGCACUACUUUACUGAUGCCUGGAACACAUUUGAUGCUCUUAUUGUGGUGGGCAGCGUGGUGGACAUUGCCGUCACCGAAGUCAAUAAUGGUGGCCACCUUGGUGAGAGCUCCGAGGACAGCUCCCGCAUUUCCAUCACCUUCUUCCGCCUCUUCCGAGUCAUGCGGCUGGUCAAGCUUCUCAGUAAGGGUGAAGGGAUUCGCACAUUGCUCUGGACAUUCAUCAAAUCCUUCCAGGCCUUGCCCUAUGUGGCGCUUCUUAUCGCUAUGAUAUUCUUCAUCUACGCAGUCAUUGGAAUGCAGAUGUUUGGCAAAGUGGCUCUUCAGGAUGGCACCCAGAUCAAUCGAAACAACAACUUCCAGACCUUCCCGCAGGCUGUGCUUCUUCUGUUCAGGUGCGCCACUGGUGAGGCCUGGCAGGAGAUCAUGCUGGCCAGCCUGCCUGGGAAUCGAUGCGACCCUGAGUCAGACUUUGGCCCUGGUGAGGAAUUCACCUGUGGUAGCAGUUUUGCCAUUGCCUAUUUUAUCAGCUUCUUCAUGCUCUGUGCCUUCUUGAUCAUCAAUCUCUUUGUGGCUGUGAUUAUGGACAACUUUGAUUAUCUCACCAGAGACUGGUCCAUCCUUGGCCCCCAUCACCUGGAUGAAUUCAAGAGGAUCUGGUCUGAAUAUGACCCUGGGGCCAAGGGCCGCAUCAAGCACCUGGAUGUGGUUGCCCUGCUGAGACGCAUCCAGCCCCCGCUGGGAUUUGGGAAGCUGUGUCCACACCGAGUGGCCUGUAAGAGACUUGUAUCAAUGAACGUGCCCCUGAACUCCGAUGGGACAGUGACAUUCAAUGCUACACUCUUUGCCCUGGUCCGGACAUCCCUGAAGAUCAAGACAGAAGGGAACCUGGAGCAAGCCAACCAGGAGCUGCGCAUGGUCAUCAAGAAGAUCUGGAAGCGGAUAAAGCAGAAACUGCUGGAUGAGGUCCUACCCCCUCCAGACGAGGAGGAGGUCACGGUAGGAAAAUUCUACGCCACAUUCCUGAUCCAGGACUACUUCCGCAAAUUCCGGCGCAGGAAAGAAAAGGGGCUCCUAAGCACCGAAGCCCCCCCAAGCACCUCCUCUGUCCUCCAGGCUGGGCUGAGGAGCCUGCAGGACCUGGGACCUGAGAUGCGGCAAGCCCUCACCUGUGACACAGAGGAAGAGGAGGAAGAGAGGCAGGCUGAAGAAGAGGAGGAACAUGAGAAGGACCCAGAAAUACACAAAACCCCUAUGGACUCCCAGCCCUCAUCUCGCCGGGAUUCCAGGAUUUCUGUGUCUCUUCCUACUGGAGACAGACCCCCAGAUUCAGUCAGCGUCGGACCCAGGGAUGAUGGCGGGACUCCUGAUGCCAGACAGCCCAAUGCACCCCAGGCUGCACCCCACAGCCACAGGAGAGACUCUGGCAUGCUCAUGUUCACCAUCCCAGAAGAAGGAAGUUCUCAGCUCACGGGAACUAGAGGGCAAGACAAGCAGGACGAGCAAGAGGAAGCGGCCGAGCGGUUCUUCUACGUAGAUGAGCAGGCAGGGACUCCCCCGAAUGCAGUCCUCUUGCCACCUCAGAGACCCCAGCGAUAUGUGAAUGGACACCAUGCACCACGCCGCCGCCUGCUGCCCCCCACACCUGCAGGCCGCAAGCCCUCCUUCACCAUCCAGUGUCUGCAGCGCCAGGGCAGCUGUGAGGAUCUACCCAUCCCUGGCACCUACCAUCGAGGGCGCAACUCAGGGUCCAGCAGGGCACAGGGUUCCUGGGCCACCCCUCCUCAGCAGGGCCGGCUCCUGUAUGCCCCACUGUUGCUGGUGGAGGAAGGAGCCACUGGGGAGGGAUACCUCAGCAAAUCCGGCCGGCCACUGCGUACCUUCACCUGCCUGCAUGUACCUGGAACCCACUCGAACCCAGGCCAUGGCAAGAGAGGCAGUGCCGACAGCUUGGUGGAAGCUGUGCUCAUAUCAGAAGGCCUGGGCCUCUUUGCCCGAGACCCGCGCUUUGUAGCCCUGGCCAAACAGGAAAUCGCAGACGCGUGUCGCCUGACACUGGAUGAGAUGGACAGUGCUGCAAGUGACCUGUUGGCACAGGGGACCAGCUCCUUCUACAGCGACGAGGAGUCCAUCCUCUCGCGCUUGGAUGAUGAGGACCUGGGGGAUGAAAUGACCUGCAUCGGUGCCCUCUGA
This is a messenger RNA of Ochotona princeps (American pika), 5942 nucleotides long. RefSeq names its product calcium voltage-gated channel subunit alpha1 F (gene CACNA1F). Bases 21 to 5942 code for a protein of 1973 amino acids. The record is from RefSeq and is a predicted model, not a curated record. Gene Ontology annotation, biological process: calcium ion import across plasma membrane. The transcript is spliced from 48 exons. Gene Ontology annotation, molecular function: high voltage-gated calcium channel activity. NCBI's taxonomy places the organism in Eukaryota, Metazoa, Chordata, Mammalia, Lagomorpha, Ochotonidae. Gene Ontology annotation, cellular component: membrane; voltage-gated calcium channel complex.